AUGUCAUUCAAAAAGUCGAAUUUAGAUGUUUAUUUGGCGGAAGUUUUUAAGCAGUUCGUCACAAUCAAAGAUGAUGAUUUUAAAAGAGCUCAAGAGGUGUUCAACAGUGUAUUUAAGCAGGUCAAGCAAAAGAUGGGAGAACAGUGUAAUUUUUUCAAUAAAUAUAGCAGCCAGGUGAUGUACAGCGGAAGUGUUUACGAUGGUGUCAAAGUCUCCAAACUAGAUGAAUUUGAUAUGGAUAUUGUUAUUCGUCUACCCAUUAGCUAUGAGGAGGGAGAGAAUGGUAUCAUCAUUGAGAAUGACCAGCCUGGCUUUGUCAGGCUUAAAAUUAUCAAUGCAUUUGACCAUAUGGACAAGCAGCCAGACUGGGAAAAGUGUCACAAAGUGACAAGAGACUGGCGUGACUCCGAGAAAUAUUUCCUACAAAAUAAAUUCCGUCAUUGGCUCCACAGUAUUGUCCAGAAAGCUCUCAAUGAAAUGCAGGAGAGAGCUACUGUGAAUGGUGUAACUUAUUCAGUGAAAUACAAAGAGUCAGGGCCAGCUUUCACAUUGAACAUACGUAAUGAGAAGGGUGAUGAAGAAUUUAAACUUGAUGUAGAUUUGGUGCCAGUUAUUAGGUUUAUGUAUCCUCGGUGGCCUCCUGGAUACAGGACGAUUCACGGGAGUCAAGUAAAAGAUUGGCUAGUCGUGCCCAAACCAAUUAAGAAUAUCUCAAAUGAGACCGUCAAAAGUAGAUGCUGGCGUCUGUCGUUUCAAGAUUAUGAACGGGAGCUGCUUAAAGAAUGUCAUCAUUUGAAAACGAUUAUAAAACUGAUAAAAAAACUACGCGAAGCCUUGGGCAUGAAGGAGAUUGCCAGUUACUACAUAAAAACAUUGUUCCUAUGGAAAAUUGAGAGAGUUAACGACAAAAAGUACUGGCAAAACAAACUCAGUGUGAUAUUUCGCUCUAUGGUCGAGGAUUUAUACAACGCGAUAAAGGCCAAAAACAUUCCAUACUUUUGGAAUGAGAAAAACAACCUCAUAGGAAACCUGAAGCCGACGCAUCAAAAGGUGUAUAUGGAUAAGUUGAAAGUAGUUCUAGACAGCAUCGAUGCAAACGACGUCAAUAAAACAGUCGUUUCCCUGCUAACCGAUGUAGAAAUGGAACAAUUCAAAUGUUCCGAGUUUUAUCUGAGACAGUUAGCGUUGACCAAUAUCGAGCUGCCAGUACUUAAAAAUGAAAGUAUAUGUUCUACAAGCAGCAGCAGUCAAGAGUUUCGGACGAAUUCCCAAACCAGUUCUCAAGAGGAACAACAUACAGCUGUUAUAAGAGCUCUUAUGGAGAAGAUAGAUUUGCUGACUCAAAAAGUGAAUGAUCAGGAAGGCAGAAUAAAUAAAUUGGAGGAGAUGGUUGCUUGUAAAGAAUCGACUGACACUAACCCACUUGAUUAUACUGUAAAAGAACAAAAAGUAUUUGAUAAGUCAGGCGACCGGUCGACAAAAAAUUAA
This is a messenger RNA of Parnassius apollo (apollo), 1488 nucleotides long. NCBI's taxonomy places the organism in Eukaryota, Metazoa, Arthropoda, Insecta, Lepidoptera, Papilionidae. The record is from the annotation of a GenBank genome assembly.